AUGGGGAACAAGCUGACCUGUUGCCUGAAGCCCAGUGCCAACCCCAAGCUGGGCCGACACUCCAGGCGGGUUGAGCCAAGGUGUGAGCCUGAGGUUUAUGAGGCGGCUGCCAGGGAUGCGGUGGCAGCAGGCACCUCUCCUGCUUCCCCGAAGCCCCCCAAGUGGAAUUUCGGAGGCUUCAAGGGCCUCCACCCGGAGAACACCAGAGGCCCAGAGACGCCCGAAGUGCAAGACAAGAAGAAGAACAAUGAUGUGAUUCAUGGAUUUCCGGGGCGCCUUACUAAAAAGUAUAGGUCAUGCCCAACGGUAUUUCUCGAUGACAGCACAGUCAGCCAGCCGAAUUUCAGAACCACAAUCCAAUGUGUUACCUUGGCGAUACAUGAGCGCAUAAAGAACAGAGUUGGAAACAGAUCCUACGACAUUUUUGACGAAAGAACACAUCCAUUCGCACAAGAACUAAUUACAAGGGACCACUUCAUGCUCGAUCCUGAACUGAAAAUUAUCUACAGAUUUGUCUGUACUCUUUUCAGCGCCGAACACCUAACCGCCGAAUGUGCAAUUGUGACUUUGGUUUACUUGGAAAGGCUUUUGACCUAUACAAAUACUGACAUUUGUCCCACUAACUGGAAAAGAAUUCUUUUGGGAGCUGCUAUCCUUGCCUACGAGUUUUGGGACAAUCAGGCUCUGUGGGAUGUGGACUACUGCCAGCUCAUCGAUAACAUCAUUACAGUCAAGGACAUGAAUGAGAUAGAAAUGUAUUUUUUACAUUUAAUUCACUUUAAUAUUAAUAUUCCUGCCAGUAUGUAUGCCAGAUAUUACUUUGACCUUCGGUCCUUAGCCCAUGAAAACAACCUGCUUGUUCUGUUUGAACCUCUUUGCAAAGAAAGAGCACAGAAUACAGAGGCUAUUUCCAGAUGCUGUAAAGAAAAAGACCUGUGCAGAGCCACUAUAGAAAGAUCUCUUAGUGCUGAAAAUUUUAUUGGCAUGCAAUGGACCAAAGCCAUGCUCUCUUAA
Messenger RNA from Miniopterus natalensis, 1014 nucleotides. Its product is annotated as cyclin-Y-like protein 1. The record is from RefSeq and is a predicted model, not a curated record. Lineage: Eukaryota; Metazoa; Chordata; Mammalia; Chiroptera; Miniopteridae. Gene Ontology annotation, biological process: regulation of cyclin-dependent protein serine/threonine kinase activity. Gene Ontology annotation, molecular function: protein kinase binding.